Trematosphaeria pertusa is the source of this 1398-nucleotide messenger RNA. RefSeq lists its product as uncharacterized. Gene Ontology annotation, cellular component: membrane. The transcript is spliced from 3 exons. The record is from RefSeq and is a predicted model, not a curated record. NCBI's taxonomy places the organism in Eukaryota, Fungi, Ascomycota, Dothideomycetes, Pleosporales, Trematosphaeriaceae. Bases 281 to 1315 code for a protein of 344 amino acids.
GCUUCAGCCUUCCAUCACGGCAAGGUGCUCUGCGAAGUCACGUCAUACCGCAGGGCUGAGAUCUCGGCUCUAACACACACAGGGCCGAUGGUUGUCUUGGCCUUCCCGUCUUCCAGAUUGGGUUUAAGGUUGAACCUCAGACAGCCAUACGAUUGGUCGCUUAUUCUGCGAUAGAAUUACUCCUUGGGGAUGAACGAUGGGUUCUGGUGUAUAAAGACGCCGUCGACCAAGGCGGGGCUCGACAAACAGUUCGUCGUCGACCAAAUUUAAUACAUUCACCAUGCCCGACGGAAAAUUAGUUCCAGGCAGCGUCUACUUCUACGCUCCGAGCAAGGCUGCUGCCAUCAUUUUUACCGCUUUGUUCUUCAUCUCCGGUGUCGUGCAUCUAUGGCAAUGCAUCCGCUACAAGUCCUUUAAAGUCACAGCUCUUCAUCCGUUCUGCUGCCUGCUCUUCACAGUGGGCUUUGCAUUGCGAUCAUAUGGCGCUUUCGAUAUUGAUAAUCUCGGCAUAUACAUUGCCAGCACACUCCUCAUAUACUGCGCUCCUCCACUGUUAGAGUUAGCGAACUAUCAUGUUCUCGGACGCAUCCUUUUCUAUGUUCCUUACUUCGCGCCCCUUCACCCCGGACGCACACUCACAACCUUCGGUGCGCUCUCCGCCGUCGUAGAAGUCCUCAACGCGCUCGGCAUCUCCAACCUCUCCAACCCAAACCUCUCGCAGAGCAGACAGGAUCUCGGCCACAUCUUGACGAAGACUGCUCUUAUUGCCCAAAUCGCCGUUAUCUCGGUCUUCAUCAUUAUCGCUGGGAUGUUUCAUCACCGCUGCAGGAGAGCUGGUAUCAAGAACAGGAAGGUGCAAGGCCCGCUAUGGACCAUGUACAUUAGUACAGCUCUGAUCUUAAUCCGGACGAUAUAUCGCAUCGUAGAGCACUUCGGUGUAUCACGCAUCCCCGCCAACCCAUCGACAGGCUGGGAUCCCAUGAGCCUCUCCCCGAUCGUGCGCUACGAAUGGUUCUUUUACGUCUUUGAAGCCGACAUCAUGUUCUGGAACUCUAUUCUUUGGAAUGUGCGACAUCCCCGGCGCUACCUUCCAGAAGACUAUCACGUCUACCUAGCGCAAGACGGAAAGACUGAGCUGCUCGGCCCGGGUUGGAAAGACGACCAGAAUUGGAUCAUGACGUUUCUGGAUCCGUGUGGGUUGACGGUCAAGCUUAUGGGCGGGGGAGGGAGGGCCAACAAGGAGAAGCCGUUUUGGGAGAGUAAUGGGUAUGAGAAUGUGCCGCUUGCUAAGCGGGAUGAAGAGGAGGGUUUGUGAAGAUUAGACGCGUGAGGUAGGGGAAUGAGGGUUGGGUUGGAUGGCGACUGUACGAUAGUGUACUCCCUUAUGGUGUCUUAAGC